Fraxinus pennsylvanica is the source of this 2727-nucleotide messenger RNA. The record is from the annotation of a GenBank genome assembly. Lineage: Eukaryota; Viridiplantae; Streptophyta; Magnoliopsida; Lamiales; Oleaceae.
AUGGGAAACAAUGGGAUGGAAGAAGAGCUCAUAGAAUCGUGGUGCAAUAUCAAAGCUCAACCCGGUGCCAAGAGGUUAAUUAAUCAUUUGAGGAGUCAUGGAGUGCCAAUGGCGUUGGCUUCCAAUUCUCCAGAUACGAAUAUUGAAACCGAGAUAUCUUAUCAUCAGGGCCAGGGGUUACUGCUGGUAAGACUGCUGGAAUGGAAGUUGUUGCGGUCCCAUCCUGUCCUAAAAAAUCCCAUCUUUUUGCUUCUGCAGACAGUCAUUAAUUCUCUUCUAGAUCUACAACCCGAAAAGUGUGGCCUACCUGCAUUUGAAGACUGGAUGGAAGGUACUUUGCCAAUGGAACCUUGGUGCAUUGGUGGUCCUGUCAUCAAGGGCUUUGGACGCGGAUCAAAGGCAAACUUUCCUUCGCUCGAUAGCCUGGUAGCGAAGAUCCAUGUGGACAGGAAAAUCGCGGAGAAUGCUCUUGAACUUCCUCUUUAUUCAAAGUACAAGGAGCGAAAAAUGGCUUCCGUGGAACGCGAGCCACCGGGAACUGACGGACCCGAACCUGGACGCAAACGACAGAAAGUAAUGGUUACUGAAUCGGAUGCAAUCCGCCCGCCGGUUCUUCUUAACCCCGCUGAUUGCGAUAUAGAUUUUAAUAUUGAAGGAAAUGGUCUGCAAGGCUCCGCCAUUUAUGAAGAAGGAUUUUCUUACUGUUGGUCUGGUGCUCGGGCCAAUAAGGGAAUCACUGGGGGUAAAUACUGUUUUGGUUGCAAAAUAGUUUCAGCUCAGCCAGUGGAUAUGAGAGAUACUCCAAUAGAGCAGCAACAUGUUUGUCGCCUUGGCAUAUCAAGAGGUGAUGAUGCAGUGGGAAACCUUGGCGAGACUGCUCACAGUUUUGGUUUUGGAGGCACUGGAAAAUUUUCUAAUUAUGGAAAGUUUUCUGGUUAUGGUGAAAAUUUUGGGGUUGGAGAUACUAUAAUUUGUGCUGUGGACCUCAAAAAUAAGCACAUGGCUUCCAUUGGUUUUUCCAAGAAUGGAAAGUGGUUAGGCAUAGCAAAGCAUUUUGAUGCAGGUCCAAGGGGUCUCGGAGUGGUUAAUUCUUCAAUCAAAAAGUUGCAAUGGGAGUCGGCCCUUUUCCCACAUAUUUUACUGAAAAAUGUAAUAGUUCAGUUGCAGUUCAGCAUUGAAGAUGGGCUAGUUCCUGAAGAAGGCUACAAACCUUGGUCUUCUGCCAUUGAGGAUGGGAACACAGUCCUAGGACCUUCCUUUUCAAAGGGUGAUUGUGAAGUGAUAAUGAUGGUGGGAUUACCUGCUUCUGGCAAAACUACUUGGGCAGAAAAUUGGAAGAAAGAGCAUCCAGAAAAACGAUAUGUUCUGCUUGGUACAAAUUUAGCACUGGAACAAAUGAAGGUACCAGGUUUACUGCGCAAGCAUAAUUACGGUGAAAGGUUUGAGCGUUUGAUGGACCGUGCAACUGGCAUUUUUAAUACUCUCUUGUCCAGGGCUUCCAAGAUACCUCGGAAUUUCAUAAUUGAUCAAACGAAUGUCUACAAGAGUGCACGUAAACGUAAACUGAAGCCUUUUGCUGACUACAGGAAGAUUGCUGUCGUGGUUUUUCCAAGACCUGAAGAGUUGAAAUUCCGUGCUGCUAAGAGAUUCAAAGAAAUGGGAAAGGAAGUUCCUGCUGAGGCUGUUAAUUCGAUGUUGGUCAAUUACAGUUUGCCCAAGAGCAAGGACAUGCAUGGGACAGAUGAGUACUUUGAUGAGGUUUUGUUCACGGAACUCAAUAGAACCGAGUCACAGAGGUACUUAGAAGAGAUGAAAAGAGAGAUGAAUGCAAAUCGUGACGUGUCCCGUUAUUCUAAUGAAACUUCUACGCGGUCAUAUUGUACUUCGUUACAACUUGGUCACGGGGCCUCAGUUCAGUCACAUUCUGGCUUUUCAUUACAAAAUCAAAGCUGCCCACCAGGAGUAGGUGGUCACUGGAAUAGUUCAUACCCCUCCCAGCCUCCCUCUGGAGGCCCUUAUGGAUCCUAUUAUUCAAGCCCUUCUGUUUGUGAGUCGAGGCAAGAUUUUGAUCACAAAGGAGGAAGUCACAGUGGAGGUUUUGGUGAACUCUAUCGAAGUUAUGGAGGAGGUAAUGCACACAACUUUGCUGGUGUGGAAAACGGAAGUUUCUUACCUGGGGCUACAACUGAUCCUAGCCGAAGCGGCACCGUCAAUCACUAUUCUGAAACAACUCCAUCGUCGUACCACACUUUCCAUAGAUAUUCCAUUGGCUCUCAAGGCCCACCGCCCAGUCUGUCAGUUACGAGGCCUCCUGCGUAUCACUUCAGUACACCCUCAACAACACAUGGUUCGUAUCCGACUACAAUUCCCGGGCCUCCCUAUGACAACUUUCUCACGAAUUCGCAACCUCGUCUGCCGCCUCCCCCUGUAAAUUUUCCUACAGGCUUGCCAAGUCCUGGAGUUUUUCCCCCGCCUCGUUCAGAAGAAGGUCCUGGAAUAGAAGGCUUUCAAAUUGUUGGGGAUGCUAAACCAGGAUGUAAACUCUUAGGCUGUGGAUAUCCUGUAUGCGGAACUUCUCUUUGUGCCACUAAUCCAGAUUAUGUAGUGACAGCCGAUGAUGUGGACAAAUUUAAAGCCGUUGAAUGCAUACCAAUGAAUGAACAAGGACGACAGGGUAUGAUUGCAUUCGAAUUUUCCAUAAAUGUAAAGAUGGAUCAAAUGGAGUGA